AUGCCAUCUAAAUACUAUGAAUUAGUCCAAAAUUUAAAAGACCAAGAUAUUCUUAACCGUUUUCAAGAAAUUAUUCCACUUCCAGACAGACCAAAUUCCAAAGCUAGUAAUGUCUCGAAUUUAUCAAAUAAAGAAAAGAAAGCUAUGGAAGGUCAUGAUGAGGAACAAAUUAAAUUGAUGAAUGAAAAUUGUAUUAUUAUCGAUUGGAAUGAUAACGUUAUUGGCACUUCUACGAAGAAAACGUGCCAUUUGAUGGAUAAUAUAGACGGUGGAUUAUUACAUAGAGCCUUUUCAUGUUUUAUUUUCAAUGAUAAGAAGGAAUUACUUUUACAACAACGUGCUAAGGAGAAAAUUACGUUUCCUUUGUUAUGGACCAACACUUGUUGUUCUCAUCCAUUAUCUAUCGAUUCGGAAAUUGGUUCUGUUGAUAAUUCUAGUCUAAUUGAGAACGUCAACGGUGUCACUAAUGCAUGCAUUAGAAAAUUAGAACACGAACUGGGUAUACCAGAAUUUGAAACUGAAAAUUUUGGUAAAUUCCAUUUCCUCAACAGAAUUCAUUAUAUGGCACCAUGUAAUGAUCCUGAAAACCAUUGGGGUGAACAUGAAAUAGAUUAUAUUCUAAUUUAUAAAGUAAAUCCAGGUAAAUCGAUCACCGUUAAACCAAAUUUAAAUGAGGUAGAAGAUUACAAAUGGGUUGAUCUUGACACCUUUAAGAAAAUGUUAAACGAUUCUGAAAACUUCGAUUUUACACCUUGGUUCAAAAUUAUCUGUGAAAAUUAUUUAUUCCAAUGGUGGCAACAACUUGACAAUCUAUCAAAUGUUGAAAAUGAUGAAAAAAUUUACAGAAUGCUUUAA
This is a messenger RNA of Kazachstania africana CBS 2517, 855 nucleotides long. RefSeq names its product isopentenyl-diphosphate delta-isomerase IDI1 (gene IDI1). Gene Ontology annotation, molecular function: isopentenyl-diphosphate delta-isomerase activity. The transcript has a single exon. Gene Ontology annotation, cellular component: cytoplasm. Lineage: Eukaryota; Fungi; Ascomycota; Saccharomycetes; Saccharomycetales; Saccharomycetaceae. The record is from RefSeq and is a predicted model, not a curated record. Gene Ontology annotation, biological process: isoprenoid biosynthetic process; isopentenyl diphosphate biosynthetic process. The coding region runs from base 1 to 855 and encodes 284 amino acids.